Molecule: messenger RNA, 908 nt
Organism: Pneumocystis carinii B80
Lineage: Eukaryota; Fungi; Ascomycota; Pneumocystomycetes; Pneumocystales; Pneumocystaceae
Exons: 4
Coding region: 46-864 (272 amino acids)
Cellular component (GO): dehydrodolichyl diphosphate synthase complex; endoplasmic reticulum membrane
Molecular function (GO): ditrans,polycis-polyprenyl diphosphate synthase [(2E,6E)-farnesyl diphosphate specific] activity
Source: RefSeq, a predicted model, not a curated record
AUCUUUUUUAAUUAUAAAAUAUAAUAAAAAUAACAUAUUUAUUAUAUGUGGAAUCCUCCAAGAUCACCAGUAGCAAUUCUUCUUUAUAAAGCAGUAUUUAUUUUUCUUCAAACAGCGUUUUCUAUAUGGAUUCGUUUAUGUACAUUACGUUAUACAUUGGGAGAAUAUGUAUCAGCAAUAACAAAGUAUCAUCAUCGUACACCACAGAUUAUUAAGAAAGAUGUUGGAGGAUUAAAGAAGAUUCCUAAUCAUUUAGCUAUAAUUUUAGAAUAUAAAAAAGAAGGAGGAGUGGAGUUGCUUAUUCAUCAAAUUGCAGAGUUAUCAUGUUGGUGUUUAUCUUCUGGGAUCAGGAUUUUAACAAUAUAUGAAAAAGAAGGACGUAUAAAAGAAUAUCAAUCAACUACAUAUCAUAUAAUAUCUCAAAAAAUGCAAAGUUAUUUUGGAAGAUCAAGACAUAAUAUAAAAAUUCGUUCACCUUAUAUUUCUUUUUUUUCUAAUGAUAAUUUUAAUGAUAAUGAAACAAAUUAUCUUGUAGAUCUUGAAAUAAAUUUUAUUUCUCAAGAAGAUGGGAGGGAAUCAUUGGUUGAUUUAACAAAAACAUUAUGUGAACUUUCUCAAUCUGGUAAAUUUUCAACAAAAGAUAUUAGUAUUGAAUUAGUAGAUUCCGGAAUGAAUGCUUUUCUUUUAACUGAACCACAAUUAUUAAUGGUAUUUACAUCAACUUGUACACUUCAAGGAUUCCCACCAUGGCAAAUCAGAUUUACUGAAAUUUUUUUCGCUCAAAAUGAUGAUUCUGUAAACUAUCAUGUAUUUAUAAAAGGGUUACAGCUUUAUGCAAAUGCUGAGAUGCGCUGGGGAAAAUAACAUUUUGUUUCUUAAUAUCCAAAUCAAAAAAACAAAAACAUAUA